This is a messenger RNA of Aspergillus tanneri, 540 nucleotides long. Its product is annotated as trafficking protein particle complex subunit 4. The record is from RefSeq and is a predicted model, not a curated record. Bases 1 to 540 code for a protein of 179 amino acids. Gene Ontology annotation, biological process: endoplasmic reticulum to Golgi vesicle-mediated transport. NCBI's taxonomy places the organism in Eukaryota, Fungi, Ascomycota, Eurotiomycetes, Eurotiales, Aspergillaceae. Gene Ontology annotation, cellular component: TRAPP complex. The transcript is spliced from 3 exons.
AUGUAUGUUGGCCAGCCGACCGUCUUCUCUCUCAUCAUCAUCAACAAAGCCGGCGGGCUGAUCUACCAACGUGAAUUCCAGCCUGGUCUACGCAAACUUUCCACAAACGAUUACCUCGUCCUAGCGGGCACAUUUCACGGUGUCCACGCCAUCACCCGCUCCAUCACACCUAAAAUCCCCGUCUCCGCACCCAACGCCCUUGCGUCCUCAUCUUCCGUCACUUCUCCCUCCGGUACAUCCACGCCUACCAUUACCCCUGCCGCGUCGGCGCACUCAUACCCCAACCCUGGAUUUCCUGUCACGGGCCUCGAGUCUCUCGAGACAGACAAGUUCCGGUUGACGUGUUUCCAGACGCUAACAGGGACCAAGUUCCUUCUGUUUACGGAUCCGCUUAUGGGGAACAUAGACACGGUUAUGAAUAAGAUCUACGAGCUGUAUGCUGACUAUGUCAUGAAGAAUCCGUUCUAUCAGUUGGAGAUGCCAGUGCGGUGUGAGGCGUUUGAUCGACAUCUGAGUGGGUGGUUAAGAGGGAGGGCGUAA